Messenger RNA from Myotis daubentonii (Daubenton's bat), 1421 nucleotides. RefSeq names its product PDZ and LIM domain 1 (gene PDLIM1). The record is from RefSeq and is a predicted model, not a curated record. Gene Ontology annotation, biological process: muscle structure development; heart development; actin cytoskeleton organization. Gene Ontology annotation, cellular component: stress fiber; Z disc; adherens junction. NCBI's taxonomy places the organism in Eukaryota, Metazoa, Chordata, Mammalia, Chiroptera, Vespertilionidae. Gene Ontology annotation, molecular function: actin binding; muscle alpha-actinin binding.
CCGCGGCGCGCGCACUCGGAGAGCUGCCGGGGAAGCCCAGCGCCCGCCGCGUCCUGCCGCGUCUGUCUUCGCGGGUCUCCGCUCGCCUUCGCGGUGCCAUGACCACCGAGCAAAUAGUUCUCCAGGGCCCGGGGCCAUGGGGCUUCCGCCUCGUGGGGGGCAAGGACUUCGAGCAGCCUCUCGCCAUUUCCCGGGUUACUCCCGGAAGCAAGGCUGCUAUAGCUAAUUUAUGUAUUGGAGAUAUAAUUACAGCCAUCGAUGGGGAAAAUACCAGCAAUAUGACGCACUUGGAAGCUCAGAACAAAAUCAAGGGCUGUGUAGACAACAUGACUCUCACAGUAUCCAGAUCUGAACAUAAAGUCUGGUCUCCUCUCGUGACAGAGGAGGGGAAACGUCAUCCCUACAAGAUGAACUUAGCCUCUGAACCGCAAGAGGUCCUGCACAUAGGAAGUGCCCACAACCGGAGCGCCAUGCCCUUCACCGCCUCGCCUGCCUCCGGCUCUGCCCCCAGGGUCAUCACAAACCAGUACAACAACCCCUCCGGCCUCUACUCCUCUGAAAACAUCUCCAGCUUCAACAGCGCUUUGGAGGCAAAGACGGCAGCCGGCGGGCCAGAGACGAACGGCAGAGGCUUAGAGCACUCUCAGUCUCCAAGCGGACUCGUCAUCGACAAAGAAUCCGAAGUUUACAAGAUGCUUCAGGAGAAACAGGAGUUAAAUGAGCCCCCGAAACAGUCCACGUCAUUCCUGGUGUUGCAGGAGAUCCUGGAAUCGGAGGAGAAAGGGGAUCCCAACAAGCCCUCGGGAUUCAGAAGUGUGAAAGCUCCGGUCACCAAAGUGGCUGCAUCGAUUGGAAAUGCCCAGAAGUUGCCCAUGUGUGACAAAUGCGGCACCGGCAUCGUCGGCGUGUUCGUGAAGCUGCGGGACCACCACCGCCACCCUGAGUGUUACGUGUGCACCGACUGUGGCACAAACCUGAAGCAGAAGGGCCAUUUCUUUGUGGAAGAUCAAAUCUACUGUGAAAAGCACGCCCGAGAGCGGGUCACCCCACCGGAAGGCUACGACGUGGUUACUGUGUUCCCCAAGUGAACCAGCAGAUCUGCACCGAACACUGCUCUCCCGCCAGCCCUGUCGCGCCUCGUCCCUGCCCCGCCCUCUCCUCUCUCGGAGGUCCCUGCUCCCUGUGGUUUGAUCCCUGCUCAUUAAACGUGGCGUCCCCGCUGUGCCAGCUGGCCCCCACUGCCCAGUGAUGCUGCCUUUACAGUACGCGGAAGAGCGUUUUGUUCAGUGUCCCCUGCCAGCAUCCUCUCUCCACCUCAGUUCGUCUCUGCUGCAGACGGACAGCAGCCCAGUCGGAAGCAGACCGAAUUGACUGUGUCUGCUGUUGGUUUUGUUUUUACUCAAUAAAUGUAUGGACUCUAA